Messenger RNA from Spodoptera exigua (beet armyworm), 636 nucleotides. The record is from the annotation of a GenBank genome assembly. NCBI's taxonomy places the organism in Eukaryota, Metazoa, Arthropoda, Insecta, Lepidoptera, Noctuidae.
UGCCACUGUCACUGUCAAACUGAUUGUGGCGAAUGGUUUCACGAUAUUCUUCUUAAUUUAUUGUAACUAAAAAUCGCCAUAACUUGCUUUGGUAGUUUUUUAACCAACCGCUAUUAAUAUUAUAAACGAUGGCAAACUCAGGAAAAGGCACGUUUCAACCGGACUCAGAUGUUCACAUUUCUUUUGAAGAUCAGCAGAAAAUAAACAAAUUCGCUCGAUUAAAUGCCAAAGUAGAUGACUUCAAAGAAGAACUGAAAGUUAAACAGAACGAUAUGAAAAAUUUAGAAGAAGCUGUGGAAGAACUCAGUCUUGCAGAUGAUGCGGAUAAAAUACCUUACCUUAUUGGCGAAGUAUUUAUAUGUCAAGGACUCGAGGACACUUUGAAAUCAUUAGAAGAUGCAAAAACCCGGAAAGUAAAUGAAAUAAAUGAGCUUGAGGCUAAAUGUGAUGAGUUGAAAUCUCAAAUGGCUGAAUUAAAAGCCCACUUGUAUGGGAAAUUUGGCAGUCACAUCAAUUUGGAGAAUGAGGAAGAUUAAUAUUACUUGCUUUUUCUGCAUUCUAAUCUAAUAAAACAAAAACUGCACAUAAUACAAAUAUUUAAUAAGUCAGUAUUACCUUUUUGAAACAUAGUCCAGC